Messenger RNA from Homarus americanus (American lobster), 4804 nucleotides. RefSeq names its product plexin-B-like. Gene Ontology annotation, cellular component: semaphorin receptor complex. The record is from RefSeq and is a predicted model, not a curated record. NCBI's taxonomy places the organism in Eukaryota, Metazoa, Arthropoda, Malacostraca, Decapoda, Nephropidae. The transcript is spliced from 17 exons. Gene Ontology annotation, molecular function: protein binding; semaphorin receptor activity. The annotation marks the transcript as partial. Gene Ontology annotation, biological process: regulation of cell migration; sensory neuron axon guidance; semaphorin-plexin signaling pathway involved in axon guidance.
GAUGGGCCGGCGAGGCGAGGCGUGGGUAUCCUCGCGGUGAGUGACGCCCGGGGCCGCCAUGGCAGUAGUAGCAGCAGCAGCAGCAGCGGCGGCGCCAGCGGCGCACCCUCUAGCUGUCCGGGCCGUUCGCAUCUACCUGCUACUCAGCGGACUCCAUCUCGUCCUGGGCGGUUCCCUGCUACCGGAGGCGGGCGGGGGGUUGAGCCCUCCUAAAGAAGACUCGGAGGCGGUGCAGUGGGAACAGAAUGCUGGCACAGUAGCAUUCAACGUGACGCGUGCUGUGGUGGCACAGUUCACACCAGCCAAUGGCACCCACAGACUCACUCACCUGUCGCUCGACUCCAACACUGAUGAUGUCUACCUUGGUGCUGUGAACCGCCUCUAUCAGUUAGAUGGUGACACCUUCUACCCGCUGCACCAGGUGGUAACGGGACCUCGACAAGACUCCCCGUCUUGCCACGCUAGUGGGUGCGAACCCCACGUUCAGAAAGUGCCCACUGAUAACUACAAUAAGCUGCUCGUAGUAGCACAGUCUGUUGGUCGAGUGAUAGCGUGUGGGUCUGUGUCACAGGGCGCAUGUGACACUUAUCACCUAGGGAACAUCUCGGUGCAUCGGAAUUACAUUCCUAAGUCCGUAGCAGCCAACCACCCCAAUGCCUCUACGUUUGCAUUCGUGGGACCAGAACGGUACCACCCAUGGGGUGGCUCAGAGGCACUUUACGUUGGCACCACCUUCACCACCGUCGGGGAUUACCGUCACGAUGUUCCCGCCAUCUCUACCAGAAAUCUCUAUGAUCUAGAUUACGCAGAGUUUUCCUACUCUAAACAGUCACUACUUCGUAUAGAUGUUAAGCUACGGGACCACUUCCUCGUUCAGUAUGUCUAUGGUUUUAAUGCUACCAACUACGUGUAUUUCCUGACGGUGCAGAAGAAGUCGCACCUCCCAGGACAAGAAGAAUCUGGCUACGUGAGUCGCAUCUCUAGGUCUUGUAUCUCGGACCCCAACUAUGACUCUUACACGGAGAUCACACUCGAGUGUCAGGGAGGUGACAGCGCCAACUACAAUCUGGUGCAGGACGCCAAGCUGAUCCGUGCAGGCAGUGACCUGGCCGCCAGCAUGGGCAUGGCCAAAGGUGACCCGCUCCUGGUGGGCGUGUUCGCGCCCUCACAAGGACACACAGCGAGGCCUGAGACCGCCUCUGCCGUGUGUGUGUACUCUGUGCAUGAUAUUGAAGCCAAGUUUAACGAAAACAUCCACAUGUGCUUCAACGGGUCCAUGUUGUACCGCAGUAUGGAGUACAUCUCUGGCCCCAUCCUCAACGGCAAGUGUCCCCAGCAGGGCACCAUGGGCAACAUCCUCUCCUUCUGUGAAGUGGGUCUCAAGAUCUCCGGCCCGGCGCCUGUGGUGGGCAGGGCGGCACUGCGGCUGCCCAGGACCUUGGUGACGGGGUUGCAAGCCACAGCUGCCGCCGCCCACACCGUCGCCUUCCUGGGCACCAGCACCGGCACCAUCAAGAAGAUCCUGGUGGCGUCGUCGGAAGAAGCGGCCGAGUACGAGGAAGUGGAAGUGGACUCGGGCUUCCCCAUCCUGCCUGACAUGCGCUUCAGAGCUAUUGUGGAUGUGUCCCUAAAACUUACCAAUUUGGUAUGGUUCCUCCCAUGGUGCACGGUACAGUCGGCGUGCCAGAAGGCGACCUUCUCCUCCCCUCGCUGGCUCAGCUUCGGCUCCGGACAGCAGUGUAUCGACUUCGAGAUGAUCCUGCCUGACAGACUGCCCAUAGACCAAAAUGAUACGAUUAUUCGUUGUGUGAGGAAAUUUGACUUCGAUUUUUAUGCCAAUUUAUGGGAGUUCAGGCUGACGAUCCGGACGUUGCCAGAGCGACUGGUGGGGGCCAAGUACAGUGUGGGUUUGCGCCCCCGGGUGACGCCCCAGAUUGCUUCUAGGCUCACUCAUCAUGCCUGGCACGCCUAUACCCGUCACAGCCAUCCUCGAAUCCACUACGACCAUUUAAAGUCCUGGUGCCGCUGGCCGUCUGCCCAGCGAGACCAACAAGGACUUUUGUUCCCUGCAAUCUUGGUUUUCUACGACUGCGGCUGUUUCACAACACCUGGUAGCUGGGUGUGCGGAGCGACUGGCGUAACUGUGCGUGCAUGCCCACCUGAUGGUGCACGGGUCCGGCACUCUUACCUGUUCUGGACGGAUCAGUCCCAGCUGUUGGCGGCGGACAGGGCUCGCUCAGAGCUACAACUUAAGGUGGAGAACCUGCCGGCACUUCACUCGAGUCAGCUGGGCUUCCAGUGUGUGGUGAGCAUUGAAGGUGCUACCAUGCCGGGGCUUAGGUGGUGGAGUGACGACGAGGAGCUGAAGAUGUAUACAGUCCCAAGCACACCAUUACCAGUUAGCAGCUACACCCGAUGUGCAGCGCGUGGUGAGCCCACCGUCUACCGCCAUGAGUCUACCGAGGAGAUGUGUCACGCGUCACCCGCGCUACCGCUGCAUCUGGUGUGGCGCUGCCUGCAGGUGUACCGAACUGCCCCUCCGCCCUCGGCGGCGUGCUGGCGUCUCGGUGGCCGCCUUGCCGCGACCCACCGACCGGGACCAAUUGGGUAUCAUAGCCAACGAUGCUCGACUCAGCCAGUGCCCCACGCCCAGGAUACAGACAUGAUCCAGCCUCUGGCAGGCCCCCUGGAGGGCGGCACACUGGUCACCAUAGAAGGCAGCAACCUGGGGCUGCGGGAGGAGGAUGUGCGAGGCAAGACCUUCAUCGGCGAAGUGCCCUGCCACGUGCAUGAAUACCACGUGUCUGUCAAGAUCACGUGCCGCACGGGGAAGGCGCCACUACGUGGUAUAUCUGCUGCCACUCAAGAUCUCCAGUUUCCUGUCAGUGUGUCCACGCCGGCCGGUACCACCACCUCUACCGUCAAGUUCACAUACACCAACGUGACCGUGACGGAUGUGUGGCCGAGGCACGGACCAGUGUCGGGAGGUACUGUGCUUUCCAUCAGCGGCCGCUUCCUCAACGUGGGCUCCCACGUGUCCGCCACACUCGAUGACCUUCCUUGUAUCGUCAACAAGACGCAGUCGUCGUCGCACCGGCUUGUAUGUGUGACCUCCCGAGCGACUGCGUCGGGUGACAGCAGCGAUGAAGGCGAUGGACCACUAAGGAUCGUGCGCAAGCUGACGGUGACAGUGGACAGUGCAGAACGUUAUCUCGCCUCUCCUUUCACAUACAAGCCAGACCCAAGAGUCCUCGAACUCAAACCACGUCGAAGUCCUUGGAGUGGUGGCCGCAUGCUGACUGUACACGGGACCCAGUUAGACGCUAUACAGGCUCCCCGCAUCACUGUACUACUGCAGGACCGCAUUCUUAACUCCUCUGGGUGUCGUGUCCUGGGGCCUGACCAGAUGGAGUGCCCCUCACCCCCCGUGGAUCGUAAGGCUCUGCUGGCGCUGCUUCGGGAGAGGAGAGACGCCCACGACGACGACGACGACAGGAGAGAUGCCCACGACGACGACGACGACAACCCAAGAGCGGAGGCCAGAGUGUCCCAUAAAGUCUCCAGGUCCCCACGUCAGAACUACGGAGACUCCAUCGCCCUGGACGUCGGCUUCAUCAUGGACAACGUGGCUUCUGUCAGGAACUUGAGGCACGUCUUGUCUUCCUCUGCCCGCUCCCUCGUCUACGUUCUCGACCCCACCUACAAGGAGUUCCCCAACAGCAUCAAACUCUAUAAAGGCGACACACUCGUCAUAGAGGGCGAGAAUCUUAACUUAGCCAGCGAUGAGUCAGACGUCAACGUGACCAUUGGGACCCGCCAGUGUAACGUGACGUCCCUGGCCCUGACGCAGCUGGUGUGUACUCCCCCGGAGGUCCAGCCGCCCCCAACUGACGAGCUUGGUCACUCCACAGAACACGACCUCCCUCUAGUGGUAGUCAGGAUGGGCCAAAACCUCAGAUUUCCCAUUGGAUAUCUUCGCUACGAGAUGAUCAAGGAGUACCAGUUCCCACCUGAGGCCAUAGGAGGGAUGGCAGCUGGCGGGUUGUUCCUGGUGUUAGUGUCGAUGGUUAUCCUGGUGGUGUAUCGCCGCAAGAGUAACCAGGCUGAGCGAGAGUACAAGCGUAUCCAGAUCCAGAUGGACACCCUUGAGUCCAACGUCCGCUCCGAGUGUAAACAAGCGUUCGCGGAGCUACAAACGGACAUGACAGACCUGACAGCUGAUCUGGAGUCUUCAGGCAUCCCCACCCUCGACCACCGCAGCUACGUGAUGAAAGUGUUCUUCCCUGGCGUCACCGACCACCCCAUCCUUAACGACCCCAAGCUUCGCAUGAAUGGGUGUCGACCAGCCAUGGACAGCGCCAUGAUCCAGUUUGAGCAACUCAUCACCAACAGAUACUUCCUGCUGGCCCUCAUAGAGACGCUCGAGGCCCAGAAAACUUUCAACAUUAGAGACAUAGUGAACGUGGCGUCACUGCUGGUGGUGGCCAUGGCGGGGAGGAUGGAGUACCUGACGGAGAUCCUGCGCCUCCUGCUGCUGCGCCUCAUUGACAAGAGUGUGGCCACCAAGCACCCGCAGCUCAUGCUCCGCAGGACAGAGAGCGUGGUGGAGAAGAUGCUCACUAACUGGAUGACUUUGUGCAUGUACACAUACCUCAAGGAGCAGGCGGGCCCCUCGCUCUUCCUGCUGUACAAGGCCAUCAAGCACCAGGUGGAGAAGGGACCCGUGGACGCCCUCACCCACGACGCCCGCUACUGCCUCUCGGAAGAGCGCCUCCUGAGGGAACAGAUUACUCACUCCUACGUU